Messenger RNA from Cuscuta epithymum, 3219 nucleotides. NCBI's taxonomy places the organism in Eukaryota, Viridiplantae, Streptophyta, Magnoliopsida, Solanales, Convolvulaceae. The record is from the annotation of a GenBank genome assembly.
GGAAAGACAAAAGAAACUAUCCUCCCUCCUCUCUCACUCAUUGAGUUCGGCCAAGACACACCAAGAGAGGAAGAAACCUCUCCAAACCACCAUCCUCCAUAGCAAAUUCCAGCUCAAACAAAGGAGUUCCAAGGAGGAAGAUUAAAGAAGGAAAACGUUAGGAAAAAGUGUGAAAAUUAAGGUAAUGACCUUAUCAUAACUUUUCCUUUUAUUAUUAACUUAGUAUGUACCAUCUUAUCCAUUGUACUUACCGAUCAAUAUAAUUUGAUCACUUUCAAAUGCAUAAGAAAUUAACAAUAAACUAUGUCUACAAUAUCAUUAUAUCAAUUGAUUAGGCAUCCACAUCUACAGAAUUGUUUCAGGACGUGGUAGAUUUUUUUGAGGAUGAUGGAUGAUGAGUAGAGGUGAUUUGAAGAGAUUAUUUUGUAUAAUAGUCCACAAGAAAAAUAUCCAAUACGAAUCCGGAAUUCUAAUUGAGAAGAAUAAUAAGUUUUGAAAUCGUGCAUUUGCACAAUUUAAUGAAGAAAUUGUCAUAAAUAGAACACUUGUGACCGAUUUAUACAAAAUUAUCCAAAAUUUCACUGUCAUCUAUGAGAGAAAAUCUGGAGUUACAAGAUCGAGGAUCUCUUCAGAUUGUCAAAGAGAGUGCUGUCUAAUUUUGUCAAAGAGAUUGUAAUUUAUACUAUCUAAUUAUUAUGGAGUUGUCGAUCAAAAAAAUUAUUGAGUUGUAUUUGUCUAGUGACAAUAUUAUUUUUGGUAUGUUCGUAUGAUUGUAUGUAAAUAUGGGGAGAUUUUGUUUCCUUGAAUUGAAUACCAUGCUUCAACUAUACCAGUACGAUAGAACUAAUUAUGCAAUCAUUACUUGAUAAAGAUGGAAACAAUAAAAGUUACUUAUGAAAAAUCUAUAUAAUUGUUUACUUACUAAAGAUAGGAAAUAUUUACCUUAUGUAACCAUAAAAAUGCAAUAGAAUUAUAUACUCCGUAAUUGUUACUCCAUCCAUCGAUAAAAGAAGUUAUUUAUAGUUAUAUAUCCGCAAUCUCUCAAGUCUCAUCAUCAUAUGAUAUCUUGGAAGCAUUUUUUUUUUGGAAGCUUUAUUAUUUGAAUAGACAAUAAUAUCAGUGCCUGGUUCAUGCAACAUGCAAACGAAGCUUCAACUUGGUUUCCCAGCAAUUCUGGACAACACGAACAAAAUUUGCAGCAAACGCAGAAAACAUCAAUUUAGUAAGAAAUGAUGGAGGAAAUUUGAUAUGAAGCGGGAAGAGCAUGGGGCGGGACGGGCUUGAGCCCACCUUCGUGGGCUGGCUGCGAGCAAUUUAAUUAAUUUUAAUUAUUGCUUUUAUUUUGUUUCCUAAUUUAUUUUGUUUCCUAGUAUGAUUUAAUUAGGACUUCUAAUAAUUAGAGGUUUCCUAUUUCUAUUUAGUUUCCUUGAAUGGUUUAAUUAGGACUCCUAUUAUGUUUCUUACUAGGAUUUAGUUUCCUAUUCAGUUUUGGAUGUAAGGGUUAUAUAAACCCCUGCCUAGGCUUAUUCAAAUCAGGCAUUAAUAAUAUUGGUUUUAGCUUUUUAGCUCUGGGCAACGGAUCCAACCGUUGAUUAUUUUGGGCAACCGGUUACCCCGUUGAUUUUAUUUUUCUGUUCUUAUCAAUUGGUCUGACCUGCCGGAUCCCGUCCCGCCAAGAUGACCAGAUCACAAAGCGAUCGUUUGAUAGAACUGGAGACUGAACAGAACCGCAUGGGAGAAGAACAAGUGCGGUUGAGUGCUGAGCAAGCCAGGAUGGCGGAGGAGCAAAAACGGAUGAAUCACACCCUUGAAGAACACGGAACGAAGCUGGCAGAAAUCGCUAAAUCGUUGGCCGCGCUGACGAAGGCCCUAGUGCCGCCAGGUACGCCGGAAGCCACCAAGCCUGGAAUCGGAGCCAUCAUCACACCGGCGACUGGUGACGGACUGCUGCCCAACCCAGUUCCUACCCUGCUGCCUACCCUGCUGCCUGCGUUCGACGGGGCAGAUCCGAUUGGGUGGAUAGCCCGUACUGAACAACAAUUUGAAUUACUCGGAACUCUACCGGAGAAGAAAGUCGUAGCCGCCGUGGUGGCCAUGGAGGUAGGGGCCCUCUAUUGGGUAACAUGGUUGAAGGCACGAAGACCCGGUAUAACCUGGGAAGAUUUCAAGCAGUCCCUAGUGUCCAGAUUUGAUUCCCGAUUUCAGGGGAAUCAAUUUGAACGACUGUCCGGCGUCAAACAAAUUGGGCAAGUGGAAGAUUACAAUACUUUGUUUGUACAACUGGCUAGUCAAGUACCCGGAUUAACUGAUGAUCAUUACUUGGGCUAUUACAUGAGUGGGCUUAAGGAAACAAUCCGAAGUUCGCUGCGAUUGCUUCGGCCGAACAACCUGGAGAUGGCUAUGGAAUUAGCUCGCGAAGUGGAGCAUAAUCUGUCCGUCCAAAGUGGAGGAGGUGGCAGCCUGAAUUAUCAUUCUUCAGGGGUACGUUCUAGCAGCCUUUUAAGGGCAAACACAGGUUUCCCGUUGACUGGCAGCUUACAGGGUUCGGAGGGCAACUUUCUGAAAGAUAGUGGACAGCCUCCGGGGACAAAAUCAGGGAUGUCUGGGCAACCUACGACACGCUCUCAGUUCACUCGACUUCCGCCGAAAGAGUUUGCAGAACUGCGGGCGAAAGGAUUAUGCUUUAGGUGCAAGAAACCAUUUACACCAACACAUGACUGCCCCUUUAAGCAGCUGCGGGUAAUGAUAGCUGAGGAGGAUGAAGAGUUGGACCUUAAGCAGCAUGAAUUCUGUGAAAUAACCGGCCAGGAAAAGGUUCCGGAAAGAGAAGAAGGAUAUUUUCCAGUCUAUACUAUGUCAGGAAAUUUCAGUUCCCGAUCCGCGAGUUUUCAACCUUGAGGACAAGGUUAAUUUGAAGGAGGAUGGAUUGAUAUGAAGCGGGAAGAGCAUGGGGCGGGACGGGCUUGAGCCCACCUUCGUGGGCUGGCUGCGAGCAAUUUAAUUAAUUUUAAUUAUUGCUUUUAUUUUGUUUCCUAAUUUAUUUUGUUUCCUAGUAUGAUUUAAUUAGGACUUCUAAUAAUUAGAGGUUUCCUAUUUCUAUUUAGUUUCCUUGAAUGGUUUAAUUAGGACUCCUAUUAUGUUUCUUACUAGGAUUUAGUUUCCUAUUCAGUUUUGGAUGUAAGGGUUAUAUAAACCCCUGCCUAGGCUUAUUCAAAUCAG